CUAAAAAAAGCUUGCAUAUUUAUGGCCCCUUCCAUGAAACAGAAGGUUUCAACUCAGUCCUCUGCCUGUCUUGCAUAAAUGGCUCGGUCUCUUUACAUGUGAAUAUGACAUGGCAAAAAAGAAGGUCUAGAUAGAGAGACUUGGAGGGAGAUCUUUGAGAAAAAGAAAAGAGAGAUGCUUUUUCUAAUUUACUCAGUGUAGACUGUAGAGUGCUCUUCAAAGACCAGCCUUUCCUGAAAUAUACAGUUGCCAAAUAAGUAACAGUUCGCUUUUUUUUGUUCCCUUGGUUAUUUCAGCUGUCACUUUCUUGAGAAAUGCAUCAAACUAGACUGCACCCAGAUCAAAAUCAAGUCUUGAUUAGCUGUUUUUGAAGCAUUUCUUAUGUGGGUUUUUGAGAUAAGAGCCCUUUCUUUUCUUAACCUCUAGUUUUGCUUUUUAUUUACUGUUAGCUCAGUUUCUGAUUCUUUUUCUGUUGUGUUAUUUUUAGCUGCAAAAUUUGGGAGCAAGUGUUUGUGAAAAGUCUUAGAGAGAGUUUUGGAGUAUCUUUAGUGUCAAAAUGAGAGAUUUCCCAUCUUGUUUUGGUGAAAAUGGGGUUCAAGUGGCUGAUUCUUCGUCUUCAAAUACUAGUAAAAAUGCACAGAAUUUGGUUACUUGUGUGUAUCAAUGUCGAAUUCGAGGCCGGUCUUGCUUGAUCACUAUUAUAUGGAGUAAGAAUUUGAUGGGUCAAGGUCUAAGUGUAGUGAUUGAUGAUUCUGCAAAUCAUUGUUUAUGUAAGGUUGAUAUUAAACCGUGGUUGUUCUCAAAAAGAAAAGGGUCCAAGAGUUUAGAGGCAUAUUCUUGUAAAAUUGAUAUAUAUUGGGACCUUUCAUCGGCUAAAUUUGGAUCUGGGCCUGAACCAUCAGAGGGAUUUUAUGUUGCUGUUGUUGUGGAUAGCCAAAUGGCUCUCCUUCUUGGGGAUAUGAGAAAAGAAGCUUUCAAGAAAACUGGUGCCACUCCUAUUCCUUCCAAUGCUGUUUUUGUUGCGAAAAGAGAGCAUGUUUUUGGCAAGAAAGCGUUCCGUACCAAGGCUCGGUUUUGUGACAAUGGUCAAAUUCAUGAUCUCGUGAUUGAAUGUGACACGAUUGGUGUCAGUGACCCAUGUCUUUUGCUUCGUGUGGACUGUAAGACAGUGAUGCAGGUGAAGCAACUCCGGUGGAAGUUCCGGGGGAACCAUACCAUAUUGGUUGAUGGGCUAGCAGUUGAAUUGUUUUGGGAUGUACAUAAUUGGCUCUUUGGUACAUCAGUUGGAAAUGCUGUUUUUAUGUUCAAGACUUGCUCCUCAGCUGAGAGGUUGUGGGCUAGCCAACCGCUUUCAGAUCCAAAUGUGUUGCCAUGGUCCUUCUCCCAGAGAUUUCUGGAUUCCAGAUCACAAAAUCUUGGUUUUUCAUUGAUUUUGUAUGCUUGGAAGCAUGAAUAGAGACUCAGAAAUUCUUAUUUGAGAGCUAACAAAAACAUUAGUGAGCUGUGAAUUUUAUUAAUUAUGCCGGUUACACUUAGUUUUAUUAAACGAGAUCCAUUUGUUUACUUCACCUGUUUUCUUGAAAACUUUAGCAAUUGAAUGGAUCACAUAAAAUUUUGUGUUUUCA
Molecule: messenger RNA, 1625 nt
Organism: Populus euphratica (Euphrates poplar)
Lineage: Eukaryota; Viridiplantae; Streptophyta; Magnoliopsida; Malpighiales; Salicaceae
Exons: 2
Coding region: 557-1456 (299 amino acids)
Source: RefSeq, a predicted model, not a curated record